AUGAGUGGUAACAAACCCUACGCCUUGAACGGUUAUGGAGGCCCUCGCCCGCCCAACGAUUCGAACCCAUAUGCGCCUACGAAUGCUUCCAAUUCCAUAUCUAGUGGUCGCUAUGCUGAUCCCUAUCUGAACCAGCAGAAUAACGUCUCUUCCGCCUCUGUCAAUAGUUUCGGCUCGGCCGAACGCAGGCAGAGGUCUAAUCCAUAUGAACAACGAGGUCGAGAUUCUCCUGGGCCGGGGCCCGUGCCUUCCGGACGGGUAGGCUCAGGAGGAGGAGGCUACGGAGGCAUGCCACGUCCAAGAUAUGCCGACGCAGCUCCUCCCCCACGGAACGACUAUGACUAUCCCAGGGAAAGGGAUCCACAGGAGUAUGAACAGAGACAGCAGAGACCCCCGACUCGAGAACGGGAGAGAACAUACAAUGAAAACCGCAAUCGAGAUCGAAAAGAUAUGCGAGGACCUAUGCCUACGCCUUCUACCAUGCCUUCUAAAUCCUCUUUGUCCGGUCUCAAUCAACAACUUCCUACAAACGGGUACAGCAAUCAGAACUUCCCUCCAGCAGAGAAUGCCAAUCGACACUACUCUCCUCGCCGGCCGCCGAAGGACAUGGAAGAAAUCAUGCGUCACAUCCAAUCGAAUUGGAAAGACAUGGAGGGAGACGAUUGCGUCCCGGUCAAGAUUGCGCUCCGGCUAAUGGAUCCCAGCUCCCUGGGUCUUGCGGACAAAGAGGGGGACUUUGCCAACACGCACGUUGAUCUGCAAAAGAGUCUAAAGACCGUGGUCAAUGAACAUUACGCCGACUUCAAUAGUGCCGUGGGCACAUAUCACAAGAUUCAAAAUGCGCUCAGGGAGAGUCAGAAUCGGGUACGACAACUGAAAGGAGGUUUGAUGACCGUGAAGGGCGGGAUGUUGAGUACCCGACCCGAAUUGAGAGGGUUGGCUGAGCAAAGCGGGGAGCUGGACGGAAUGCUUGUCGUCCUGAGCAAUAUUGAAGCAUUGAAAACUGUCCCUGGUAUGCUUGAAGAGAAGAUCAGCGAAAAGAAAUUUCUUGGAGCCGUGGAUCUACUGAUGGAAAGCCUGAAAGGCAUCACCAAGAGCGAAUUAGAUGGCAUUGGAGCUAUUUCUGAUCUCCGAAAUUAUUUUGCCAAUCAAGAGAGCACUUUGCUGGAUAUCCUUGUUGAGGAAUUACACGAUCACCUUUACCUGAAAAGUCCCUAUUGCCAGGACAGAUGGAAGGGUAAAAAGGCCAAUGGCGAAGACAGGGACCCCAAAGAAACCUUAAUGGGUGUCGGAAUCAAUGUGUGGGAUCAACCUUUCAACCAUUAUUUGAACAGCAUGGACAUUACAACCCCCAUGGUUGAAGACGCGUCGAAAAAUCCCGAGUCGGAUAGCUUCUACUACAUCCACAUGAUUGUGGAAUCUUUGAACAAGCUUGGCCAACUUGGGGAAGCCAUUUUGAGAAUCGAACAAAGAAUGCCUAUGGAAUUGUACAAGGUGGUGGAAAAAACGAAUAACGAUAUUGACGCCAAAUAUCCCACCCAUCUGAGAGGUCAGCUUCACAGGGAAAAUCGAAAAGUCAUAUCCUUACAAGUCAACGAUGGCCGAAACCAAGUCUUGUCCGACUUUUUGUGGACACUAUACUCGAAAUUUGAAGCCAUUGCCGAAAGUCAUCGAGUCCUCCAUGAAGUUGUCGGUGGCAUUGCCGUGAGAGAGAAAAUGAAUACACCUGAGAAAUACACUAGCGGUUUCAAAGAGCUGUGGAAGUUGUACCAAAUGGAAAUGCGAUCUCUUCUGCAUGACUACUUAGCAACUGACAGCGACAUGACUCUCCGGUCGGGACUGACGACAACUACGAGUAGCGAUGUCUUUGCACGGCCUCAACGCGACAAGAACAAGAGGAUGUUCAAACUCUCCGAAAUGGAUCAGAAAUCUGAGACGAUGAAGGCGGAGGAAGACGAACUCACCGAGAUUCUUAAGAGCUCGGUGCCUGGCUUGGUCAGCAAAUCUCGAUCCCGAAACGGAGCCGAUCUGGCCUCGGAGCGAAAUGGUCAAGACAGUUCUGCCGCGGGACACAAAUUGUUGAUCGAGCCAGGAGUCUUCAACAUGACUGUCCUGUUACCUCCAUCCCUGACAUUCUUGCAGCGUCUCAAAGAUGUUGUGCCCUCUACCUCACACAUCCCAAUGAGUACCUUGACCUCGUUCCUCGAUGAUUUCCUUAUCAACGUAUUCCACCCACAGCUUGAAGAGGCGGUCACGGAACUCUGCGCUCGAUGCAUGAUUGACUUGGAAGCGUUCUCGGAAGCCAUUCAAUGGUCGAAGCAUUCCCCGUAUCCUAUCUUCAAGGGCACCAUCUCAUUUAUGUCCCUGAUCCGUGCUUUUUCAGGCAUGCUAAACGCGAUACCGCAGGAUCAAGUGUUCACCCAACUGAUCAUCGACCAACUCGUCACAUAUUACGACAAGUGUUACGGCUACUAUAAGGCUCUUGUGAGUCGAGUGGCACCUUCAAAUGGAAAUCAAAACGUCAACACAUUGUCGUUGAAAGCGGCCGCUGCAUUCGCUGAAUCGGGAGAAGUUCGCGAUGCGGCGAUUGAAUUGUUCAAAUACGACAAAUCCACCAGCGAUGAUGGUGUUUCUCGAUCAAGCCUGAUAACAAAGGAGGUCCAGGCUCUUCUCGCUGCAACCAAAGGAAACCCCCUAUCCUCCUAUGACAUCAUCUCUGAUCCGAAAUCCGUCCACCAGCUCUCACUCCUACACAAUAGCAUGCAGUGGCUGUCCGCGGCUCUGACGCAAAUUCGACAGGUUGAGACGAGCUCAUCCUCGAGCCUAUCACAUGCCCGGAGUGGAUCACAGAGCAGACACCCUCGUCGAUGGACGCUAAUUGCCAGCCUCCGCGCUCCGAGCAAGUCGCCAUCUCAUCCUGGCGCAGUGGAACCUGUCUUCUUACCUCUGACGUCCGAAACAGCCAUUCCCUUCGAUAACACACUCUCCUCUUUCCGCACCUUGGCCCAGACAAGUCUGUUGACCCUCCAUAUCGACAUCCGCUGCGGUAUCAUCCAUCAACUAUCCCGCACGCUCCGUGGGCCUGAUAUCGGCAACAGCCCCAAACCUCCCUCCGAGAGUCGCGACUCAUCUGGCCUCCCGCCGCUUGACUCAGGUCUAUAUCCUUACGUCCUUCCAUCUCCACCCAGGUCAGCAUCACCCUUGAUCCUCGAACUAAACAAUGACCUCAUCUCUUUCGACUCGAAUAUCGCCACGUACCUGGGUCCGAAAGAGCGGAACUUCAUCCUGACUGGCCUGGCGAAGCUGGUCGACCGCUAUCUCGUCAUUGCCGCCGAUGUCAUUGGCGUCAUGAACGCCAACGGCGCCGAGCGAGUCCGGAUCGACGCCAUGGUCGUUCAGCAGAACCUACGUGCCAUCUUAGCCAGCACAACCCCGAAACGCAACAGCCUUGCUCUCACAUCCAAUACAACCCAAUCGAACGCCGACGCAACUGGCCUCGGUAUAUCCACCCAAUCUAUCACCUCUUCGCCGGACUCCGACGAGGAGGACUCAGGCCUCCUGACCUCCUCGUCGCGGUACUUCGACCUCUUCCUCUCCGGACCGGAUUCGAUUCUCGCAUACGUCCGCGACUGCAAGGCCCAGGGUAAGGAUGUCGGUUAUACAUACGACGAGCUGCGGACACUGGUAGAGUUGUGGUUCAGCGCCAAGUUGCGCGGCGACGAUCGUGAGGAGAGUGUCAAGGCCAGGAAAGGGUUACAGGAGGUUCUUCUUGCGCUGGGAGAGGGGAUGUGGGAUUCUUGA
Messenger RNA from Rhinocladiella mackenziei CBS 650.93, 3801 nucleotides. RefSeq lists its product as uncharacterized. The transcript has a single exon. Gene Ontology annotation, cellular component: exocyst. The record is from RefSeq and is a predicted model, not a curated record. Lineage: Eukaryota; Fungi; Ascomycota; Eurotiomycetes; Chaetothyriales; Herpotrichiellaceae. Gene Ontology annotation, biological process: exocytosis; Golgi to plasma membrane transport. Bases 1 to 3801 code for a protein of 1266 amino acids.